Lymnaea stagnalis (great pond snail) is the source of this 17964-nucleotide messenger RNA. The record is from the annotation of a GenBank genome assembly. NCBI's taxonomy places the organism in Eukaryota, Metazoa, Mollusca, Gastropoda, Lymnaeidae.
CAAACUCCGAUAGGGAGAAUUUAUUUUUUUUCUUUGGCUGUGCAAAGAUCUUUUUUUUUUCAUCGUUUCAAAAAUGUUUUAAAAUUAAUCUACUUAGACUAUGACAUUGCCACGUCUGUAUUUGUUAAGGAUAAAAUACAAUUUUAAAUCAAUAACUUUAUUUUUCUAUAAAUUUUUCACGAAAUAAAUAUGAACAUAUCCACUCCCCAUCCACAUUCAUAGUUCAAGUACUCUUGGAACUUGGGCAGCACAUCUUACAAAAUAAAACAAUACACUGACAGUUACACAAUAACAGUACAGUAACUACAGAUUAAACUGUAACGCAAAGUGCAUUUGUGCAGUUGCAAACGGCUAAAAUGUUAUUCAGACAGUUAAUGAAAUGUUUGAAGCAAACAUCUUUUAGCCUGAGUGAUUAUAACACCAAAAGAAACUUUUUUAGAGCAGUAAGUUUCAGCUCGUGUGUCCUGUACUCCUUUUUUUAGGCUCUAUGCUAGUAAAUAACUUUUUAAAGUCAGUUGUAGGCGUAGAAUUGGGUAUAGAAUCUAUCAUAUUGUAUAACUAAGCCUGCCUAAGCCAUUUUAAGUUCAUUUGUUCAUUGUCACUAACAAUACUAACACUAACAUUUCAUUAAAUUAACAGUCUGCUGCUGUUACUGGCAGAUUUAGUUUUAGAGACAUAACUAGUGUAACUAGGAGAAAACCAUUUAAUUUUAAUUAUUUACAAAUAAUAAAUGGGCUCCUAUAUAAUAUUAGGCAUAGGCUAUGUUUUAGUAUAUAUUAACUGUUGUUGUAAGUCGGCUUAGGCUUAGCCCAGAAACAACAAUCACAAAAAAUAAUGGUAAAUGCCCCCAAGCCCAAGAAGAUGCUAAGGCUAAAGUCUUUUUAAAGACUAAGACUAAAGAUGAUGAUGAUUAAGUACUUUUAUAGCGUUUGUGUCCAUUCUAUUUUAGCAUGCUCUCAGCGCUCUGAUGUCCUAAAAUCUAUUUUUUAAAAAAAAGGCUUAAAUGGUUCUUAAAUAAAUAAAUUUGAUCUUUUUCAAUGUCCCUCAAAGAUUGAGGCAAACUGUUCCACAACUUGGUGCAUUAGUCUCAAAAGAGCACACCCCAUAUGACUUCAUUCUGUGUCCAUCCACACUGGGAACUCUAAUAAGGACUGUGUGGAAGAGCACAGGUUCUUUAUGGAUAAAUUUUUAGAAAUCAAUUUCUGAAGAUAUACAGUUAUAGAGCCUUCUAUACAAGGACAGAAUUUUGUAGUCAAUGCACUCACUCACAGGAAGCCAAUGGAGAUCUUUAAGAAGUGGUGUGAUGUGAUCAGAUUUUUUUAUAUGCAAUACAAUGUGUGCUGCAGUAUUUUGUACCUUCUGGAGUCUCUGAAUUUGGUAUUGAGGUAAAGCCAACUAGUGGGGUGUGGACUGCACUUAUUGAACCCCACAGGAGGGUGACACCAAAUUUGACAUAACUGGCUUGAGACAGUUUCAUAAAAACAAGAGCAUGAUGCAACCAGAGCAAGUUGCCACCAGAAAGGUUGUCACUAGACAGGUUGUCACUAGGGCAUAGUCCCACCAGAUAUCAGGGUGCCACAAGAGCAGACAGAAUGAGAAUGUCCUCAUGGAAGUGUGCAGAAGAUGACACCAUGAGUUUACCGCACUGAGUAACAUCAACUCUAGUGACACCAGUGGAUCACAGUAACUUGUUUUUCUUUUAACUAUUUGACAUCUUUGUACACUUUUCCACUCCUAAGAUGAAACAUAUUUCAUUUCGCUGAGAGAUUACCGCCUAAAAUAUAAAGUGUAUAUAAAAUUUUAGAACCAAUUUUGACUAAAGAUUAUCUUGGAAGUCGACCAAGCUACAAGCAAACUAAUUAUUAAUUUUUAUAAAUGCUAUAAUGUUUUUUUAUUACUUUUAAUUUUUUUUUAGGUUCAAUUACAAGCCAAUAUACCAGGUACCUUUGUUGGAUCAUUGAAAUCUAUUGUUGGUGAUGCAAAUGUUUCCACUGCAGAUGCUGUCAGGGAUCAACAUGGCCAUGAUGAAUCACAUCAUGAGUAAGGAAAAAUCAAUCUAUAUUUGCUAAGAAGAUACGCAGACCUGUUUACUCGCAUAUUUUGGCAUAAAAUCUACGAUUUUGAGAUGUCUUUUAUGAUUGUAUGUCGAUACCUGUCAAAACUAAUAUUGUGUCUAAUAUUUAAGUAUAUAAAAUUAACACUCCCACAUUUUUUUAAUGAUAGUGGUGAUGGUCAUAUUGUUGCUUUGAGUUUCCAUAAUGAACUCGCUACCCACAGCAACAGCAAUAUUAGUGUAGUCCCCCUAGUGACAAUUUUAGUCAAUUCGGAGUGAUCCAUAUAACAUGUACACAUUGAGAGGGGAGGUGGGGUUGUCGAUUUUUGAGAUUUUACGCAUGGGUAGGUCUCGGCAGAAAGUACGUGCAUUAAUCAAAAUUUCUACAAUAUUCAUCCUGAAACUCUGAAAGUCCAAAAAUAGCAUAUUUAUAUCUUGAGUGCUGUAAAUUGUAAAAAUAUCAUGCAAUGUUUUGUAGGAAUUAUUGUCAUAAUGUUGCCAUGUAUUUUCACAAAUUAACUCGGUAGAUAUCACUCUUAUAGUAUUUAGUAGUAGAGGUAUUACAGUCCACCUUAUUUUCAACGUGCAUGGGACGUAUAUUUUUUUGGGUACACCAGUGUUUCUAAAAUUUUCGCUUCUCUGCGCCUAUGGUGAAUUCAGGUUUUCUCCAGGCUUCAUGUGUUCAUCUCUAACAGGUACACUUUGAAAUAGCAAAUACACAAACAAAAAAACAAAAUAAAAUAAAGGGCGGGGUAAAAAUAAAUAUAACACGUAUGGUUGUCAUUAAGCUCCAUCCUGCAAACAGUAGGUAGUCAAGUUUGUUACACUUUGCACCAUGGCCGCUAGAUGUCACAUAGAAAGUAAAAUGAUGAACAUUUUAUAAUAUUUUGCAAUGCCCCUGUGUGGAGGCCGCAGUAACCCAUAUAGAAAAAUUUGCAAACCCCCCCCCCCCCCCCCCCCCGACAAAUAAAAGGACUAUUUUUAGCACCCCUCGUCUUUGUGAAAUAUAUGGGAUUUAUAGUUUAAUUAGGUCCUUUCUAAAGAUGAUUUUGGCACCUGUUGCUCUUCGCUCCAUUCUCAUGGCCCUGCCCCAGGGCAACGAGCUUCCAGGAUGAUGCGACAUAUAUUUUGGGAACCACUGGGCUCACACCAGUGACACAAUUUGUCAUUUUGUUUCCUGUAACAUCAUAAUUAUUAAAGAUUAUUGGAUUUUGUUGGUGUCUUUUUUUUUUCAGUGGUGCUGUAUGGUUUAACUUUGUGACAUGACUAUUUCUUAUGGUUGAACCUUGAUGAGUGCAGAAACAGAGAAAACUAGAGAAUGCAUUCUCAACAGUUCCGCACAGCAACAUUAGAUUUCGACAUAUUUUAUUGGAUCUGAGAGGGCAUUUGAAAUCUAUUUUUAGAAUGCUCCAAACAGCUGUACAAUUUUUAAUACUCACUCUUAACUUUUACAGAAUGUGGUAGUUAUCAGACCGUGGUAUUUAACAGGAAAUAGGCCUAAUGGAUAUUGAUUUAAUUUUUUAUUUUUUCAAACAGCAAUUCCUAAAAAAUAAAUUUCAAGUUACUUGGUAGGUUUUUUUAAAAUGAUGCCCAAAUUUGUUAAUUAAUUCUUAUUUUAACCAAUUUUAGUUGAAGCUGAUCAGAAAUAAGGUUUGAACCAAAGUAAAUCUCACCAGUAACUUUAUUUUUACCAGUGACAGACUGAGAUCAUGUGAUCUGCACGUGCACCUAAAUAUUAAUUAUAUCUAUAGCAGAUAAAUGCCUGCAAAAAAAGUGACUACAGAUUGCAAUAUAAAAGUCAGCCAUCUUCUUUUAGAAGUUACUCAUAUUGAUGCUAGCUUGAUCCCACUAGACACGCUAUGCCAGUAGUUAUUGUUUAAAUUAUAAGUACUGUAUAUUUAUCUAUUUAAUAUUAAGAUACUGAUAUUGUAUUGUACGAUUUUGAGACAAUAUUGUGCAAUUUUAGGAGCUCGAGGGUAAACCGGUCUGGAUAUAUAAAUUUUGAAAGUCACAGAUACUAAGAUAGAUAAUAAUUCUCCACAGAUGAAGGCUGUGGUCAUUUGGGUGGGUAUAUGGUGGUGUAGGCCCCAGGCGUCUAAUACAAGAGUUGACAAAUUCAUUAUUUAUGCCAAAUAUGUGUAUAUACAAUUUAUUGGAAAGUGGGAAUGAAAAAAUCAGACUUUUUCCCACAGACACAGAUUUUGCUAGCCUUAUCUCUACCACAAACAAAUUCAGUUUCAUUAAUAGUGAAAAGAGUUGAUGCUUUGGUUAAAUUUAAGCAUGAGCUGGUGAAAUUUGAGACGAGUUCAAUAAAUAAUUAAAAAUACUAGAGGAUUCAUAUGUGUGUUUUAAAAUCAACUGCUGAGUUAACCCAUUUAGUUUAAACAUUUACUUUAUUGUUCUUGUCUUUAGGGUGCACAAGCCAGAUGUGGUAGUUUUUGCAGAAUCUCUUGAACAUGUGUGCAAAGUUGCCAAGCUUUGCAAUGAUAACAAAGUCCCUUUAAUUCCAUUCGGAAGUGGGACAGGUUUGGAGGGAGGUGUCAAUGCACUACAGGUGAGAGAAACAUAAAGAACCUUCAAGUUUCCUGAAUAUUUUAAAAAGAAAUUAAAUGCACAAAGGAACUCGAUUGAUUAUUUAUUAAGUAGUUAUCAAGUACUUUUUAAUGCAUUUUUUAUGGAUUUAGAAAUUAGAAAGGCAACAUAUUAAGUGCCAGUAAUUUUACAGAAAUUAUUUUCAGCUGAUGAAAAAUAAAAAAAAUGAUCAAAAGGGAGAAAAAAAUCAGCUGUUCAAUAUUGAUAAUUUUAAAAAGUUUUAAUAUUAAUUUAUUUUACCCAGUCCCAUGAUUAGAAAUAGUUUUUCUGAACUUCUUGAGUUUCAACUAAUACUUGUCACAACAUGUUGCAAUGUUUGCAAUGUUAUCUGAUUGAUGCAUGCUCUUUUACUCCCGUCUAUGCCCUUUCACAAACUGAUUGAGGUUGAGUUUGCAGUGUUAAAAUUUGUGGGUGCUUUUUUCCAACUUUUUGGAAAUCGUACUUUUUUUUAUAGCAUUUUAGUUUUAUUUUCUUUCUUUUCUUGAAAUUAAUGCACAGUGUUACUUUACAACUAGAAUUUGUUACUGAAUGGGAUUCAACUAUGAUGGUUUUAUAAUUUGGCCUUGAGAUAAUUAUUUUGUAUUAUGCUUGUGUCAUCAAGGUUGAUGUAUAGUACUUGUUAACUUGUGUAAAUUGUGCACAAAAAAUAAAAAGUCUGUGAGGAAAUGUUUUUAUUAUAAAAAAUAGUUAUUUGCAAACUUUAAAAAGAUUUAAUUUGAUAAUGGGUUGUUAAAGGCGGCCAAAUUGGGACAAAUCUAAAAUCACAAAAACACCCCACUUUUCCUAAUUGUGGCUUUAAAUCCAUUGUGAAAAUGGCUAUUGAAAAGCAGAUUUCAACUUGUUUCAAAAGAAGGUAUACAUUUGAGAAAAUAAUUAUUCAACAAAUUGGAAUAAAUAAAAAUUUGAAAUUAAGAGGCCUGAGAGGAUGAAAACCUUGAGAUUGAGUGGGUGUCCUCUAGACCAGUCCUUAGCAACCAUUUUUGCCGCACACAUGGCUGUAGAGCUCUGUGCAAGAUGGCAGGACCUUUGUUCUUGGAUGAUGACACCACUGUCAUCUGAGAGCCAGCCUGCUAGGUGCAUUAGAUCAGUGCCAUGCCAAAACGGGUCUGUAAACCUUAAAUGUUUGGCAAAACGCUGCAAUAGAUUACUGUAUUGAAAUUGAGGCUAAAUUGGUCUGGUUCAUUUAAGUCACGAUGAAACAAAUUUUUAAAAAUUAUUGCGAGAGGGGCACAUGCUAAUGUUUCACUGGAAAAUGUAGGUUAUAACUAUUAGCCUUAAAGAUUCUUUACAAAGCUAGACACUCUAACUGAAAAUUGUAAGGCAAAAUGACAAGAUAUCUGUACAUUAUUUGAUUUUUUAAAGACAUUGAUCUUAUCAGUUCAAAGAUAAAUUUGAGUUGUCAGGAUAAAUCUAAGCAGUGUUUACAACAUUGUCCCUCUACAAAAGUAGCAAUAAGAAGAUUAUAAAUACUUUAUCCUGAUUUUCAUAUUCAAGGUCACCAACAAUUACUGACCUGUGCUGUGCUGAAUCGUGCCAUAGCAAAAGCUGGGCUCGUUAUAGAUACAUAUCAGGUUAAUUGUCUGUUGGGACAGAGAAUGGUUGUAAUUCUAUCAUUAAGACAAGGGCAGGGAAUGGUUGUAUCACUUUAUCAAGAGCAGAGGAUGAAGGUAUCACUGAGACAUGGGCAGUGACGAUAGAUGGCAAGGAUUGAGCCAUCUUACUGCAUCAAGGGAUUAUUGGAUAUCACUAUCUAGAAGUAUGAAAUGAAAACUUAGGUUCAGACACCCCCACCCCCCUUUAUGUUAAGACUACAGGUCUAGGCACCUGUGUUGUCCCUGCUGUCAACACACUAAUGAUGGUUGGCAAAUACAAUCCCUCUUACAGAAAAAAAAAUGUAUAUGAUAAGAUGGUCGGUGCAACUGUCCAAAUCCUCUUAAGAAGUUUAAGUGCCACAGGUUGACAGGAGCUGUGUCAACAGACUGGGAUAGUGCCCGGUACAUUUUCCCAAAUGUGUACUGUGUCUGAAGGAAAACACCUCGAGUGAAUGAAUUUUCGAUGUGUGUCACUUUGCAAUCCAACCCCCCUGCACAUGGUAGAAAGAUCUUUAGAGUGAAUGAGCCAGGUUGGAUGUCAGUGGAGCGAGGUGAGUUGCUACCGCCCUUUCCCUCACCAUUCCUCAAUAAUGCUCUAUUAUGAGUACCCUGUUUAGCUUAUUAUAAGUCACAGAUGUACAGUUAUGUGUCGCUGAUUUUGAGUCAAUAUGUACUAGUAGGUGCCCCAUAUGUAGCUUAUGUUAAGUCACUGGCGUACAGUUAUAUAUAGCUGGUGUUGAGACAAUGAUGUAGUAUUAUGUGUGCCAUGUUUAGCUGAUGUUUAGUCAAUGAUGUAGUAUUAUGUGUGCCAUGUUUAGCUGAUGUUUAGUCAAUGAUGUAGUAUUAUGUGUGCCAUGUUUAGCUGAUGUUUAGUCAAUGAUGUAGUAUUAUGUGUGCCAUGUUUAGCUUAAGUUAAGUCACUGAUGUACCAAUUAUAUCUACCUUGUGUGGCUGAUGUUCAGUCAAUGAUGUACUUUUAUGUGUGCCAUGUGUAAUUGAUGAUAAGUCACUGAUUCACUAUUGCAUGGUACAGGGUGGAGUGAGUCUGAACAUGUCCAAAAUGAAUCAAGUUGUAAAAGUGAAUGCUGAAGACUUUGACUGUACAGUACAGCCAGGCGUCAUGAGGAUAGCACUCAAUGCCUACCUUAGAGACACUGGUCUGUGGUUCCCAAUAGGUAAUGUACUAAUUGGAAUAAAUCAGUAUGAAUCCUGGAGGCAGACAGAUGUUUGGUCUGUUAAAUCCAUUAAUAUGUUGUCAUUUAAUUUAAAUGUUGGCUUCUGAUCCAGUGAUAGAUACAUUUUUCCUAAAAGUUUGUUGACUCUGCAUCACAAGUUUGUGUGUGUGUACUCCAUAUUUCAGUCCAUAUUUUCAGAACCCAUGAUCAUGUGACAAUCUUUUCUCUCACCUAAUUAACAACCUUCUCUUGUUCUAACAUCUUUUUCUGAGCUGUUUAUUUCUCACCCACUGCCAAUUAUUCUGGGGUUCUUCUCUUGUUUUCUUUAAAUUUCCCCUUUCUCAGUUAAAACGUCUGAUUUCUGAAUGCUUGAUGUUAAUGAAACUGUGCACCUUUUAUUCUUGUGUGGUUAGACCUUAAAAGUUUUCUCAAAAUUAAUAUUAACUCGAAAAAUCUUUGUGCAUUGCCUGUUCUGUGAUGCUCUUUUUGAUUGGUAAAAUGUAUGUCUCUUUUUUUCCCCUCAUUGCAACAGACCCAGGAGCUGAUGCCUCCAUAUGUGGUAUGUGUGCUACAAGUGCAUCAGGCACAAAUGCUGUUCGCUACGGCACGAUGAAAGAAAAUGUCCUCAAUCUUCAGGUUGUGCUCCCAGAUGGUAGAGUUAUUGAAACGGCAGGGAAAGGCAAGAGGUCAAGGUUAGUGAGAUCUAAUAAUGCAAAGAUCAUAAAUAUUUUCACUGAUAAAAUAGUCUUCAAAAUAGCUUCAGAGGCUAAAGAGAUCUAAUCACAAUGGAAUGAUGAUUUAACCAUGCAUAGCUUUAUUGUCAAUUUUUUUAAAUUAUAGUAAAGUACAUGUAGAAAUAUUUUAUAUCCACAUAUUAGCUGUAUAUUUUAGGAUAUUAUAAAGAAUAAUUUUAUUCAAAGCUGUAUAUUAAUAAAAUCAUGUUUAGCAAGAAAUGCAGAAAUAUACUUCAGUUACCCUCCUAGAGGUAGUCAGAAUACUGGACAAAUAACUCAAAUCUUAGUCAGUCUUUUUUUUUUUUUGCCAUUUGCUGAUCACUUUUCUAGUUUCUCUCCAGAAGACUAGUCUAAGACCUACACUUGGACAGGCUAAUGCAUUGUCGUUGUUCCCCCCCUUAAAAAAACACAACUAAUGUUUGAUAACAGGCUCACAUAUAAACACUUUCACUAAAAUAAAUUUCUAUUUUACUAAAAAAAAUCUAUUCUUUAAGUAUUUUAGUUUCAAAUUUAAUUCACCACAUCUGUCCUGUCAUAAUUAUCAACGCUACAAGGAUGACCCUUACUCUCUAAGUUCAUUGGGAGAUUUAUUUUUUUCGGUAUUCUCUUGAAGCAAGAACAGCAUCUCAUUAUUAGACCAUAUUUUCAUCUUGUUUGCAUUUAUACAAUCUAGGAAAACAUCAGCUGGCUACAACCUGACCAAUUUGUUUGUUGGGUCUGAAGGCACUCUGGGUAUUAUUACAGAGGCUACAAUUAAACUCUAUGGCAUUCCUGAAAAAGUAGGUCUUGGCAAAAAUAAAAAGUUUCUGAUUAAUUUGCUCACAUUUAAAUGAAAACAAAUGCUGGUAAUGUUUAAUAAAAUAUAGUCUCUUUCAAAUGCUAUGUCAUAUCUUAAACUUCUCAAGUAUGUUAGGCUUUAUAAUAAACCUUAAUGGUAAAGCAAUAAUUAAACUCAAAAUACCAGUUUUAAUCAACAAAAUAAUGUUAAAAACUGCAAUAAUACAUCAUGACCUAAGUGUUUAUGAUAUGACUGCUUCUUAUUAGUUUUUUUUUUUGUAUGUGUGUCUUUUAGUUUUUUUAUAAUUUGGUUGGGGUGGGGAUUAAAAAUAUAAGUAAACAUUUAUUUAUACGCAAUUUUUUUAACACAGAAGAAGUUUGAUGUUACUGGCUUAGGGAUAUGCAAUGUACAUUUUGAAUAGCUCUUCUUACUACUAAUGUCUUGUAUAAAAGGUAAAAAGGUUUGGGUGGGUGGUAGGUCUUAAUAGUUUUAGUAUAACACUACAGUAAUAAUAAUAUAAUAAUAAUAAUAAGUGGUCUUAUAUAGCGCGGUACCCCGGUACACAAAAAGAGGAAAAUGUAUUUGAUUAUUAUUGACUUUGUCUGCAGACUAUUGCUGCAGUCUGUCAUUUUGAUAGUGUGCAGGAAGCUGUGGACACAGUGGUUCAGAUAAUGCAGUCUGGAAUCUCAAUGGCUAAACUUGGUUGGUGAAUAUGUUGAGAGAGACAAAUCUUGAAAAAAAAAAAUUAAACAAAUAAAUUUUGUUACCUAUCUUCAUCAAGUUUAUGAAAUUAAUCCAUUAAAAGUAAUAUAAAAUAUGCUUGUUUUUUUGUUUUUUUUAUAAAUAAUAGUUAUUAUAGAAUCACUUGACAAAAACACCAAAAGAAAGCCACUAAAAGAGUAAUUUUGAAAGACUCCUUUGAAUAUGUCUUUGCAGAAUUUCUGGAUGACAAAGCCAUUGAGGCCUUCAACAAGUACAGUAAGUUUAACAUGAAAGUGGCCCAUUCUCUUUUCCUGGAAUUUCAUGGACCAGCCUUGGGGCUUGAGGACCAGUUUAAUACUGUCAGUGAGUACCAUUUUGUCUUUUAUAUAUUUAUUCUGUUCACAUCAGAUAGAGUUUUAAAAUUUUUCUGGCUGUUCAGAUAAGGGUAUUAUUUACAUUUGUGUGUGUUCAUUGCAGAUAGCAUGUACUAUGCUUAAUUUCUUUCAAGAAAUGCCAUUAAUUCUCGUUUGAAUAGAGUAUGGCUAAUAAAUAACAAACUGGACAAAUAUGAAAUUUAUUUUAAAAUAAAAAAUAUACCACAGGAGUACAAUUAUGGUGUGAAUGUGAAAUUCGAUCACCUAGUCUGUGAAAAUAUAUUUUUAGGGGCCCUAGAAAGUCACAAUUUCUCAGCAAGACAAAAAUUUAAAUGCUUAUUAAAAAUUAUAUCUUGACAAAAUGGCUUCAUUUUUUCUUUUCACAUUGAAAAGUUAAACAAGUUGAAUAAAUGUUCCUCCCCACAGAGGAACUUAUUACCAGCAACAAUGGAUCAGGACUGCAGAUAGCAACAGAUGAAGAUGAAAGGAAACGGUUAUGGAAGGCCAGGCAUGAAAUGAUAUGGGCAUGUACUGCUCUUCUUCCAGGCUCUAAGGUAAAACUAAACAAAUCAGUUUACAUUGAGUGCCUGCAAUGAGAUUAUUAUCAGUUCAAAAUAAGGCAUUUAAACAUGAUUAAUGACUUCUUAAUACAUUAGUGCAUUUUUAUAUGAUGUACUUAAACAUUAAGAUUUUAUAUCAAAGAAUUGUCAAUUAUUUCCAUUAAUUCCUACACAAAUGUUAUUUUGUCUUCUAGCCUUAUUCAACUGAUGUCUGUGUUCCUAUCUCUACCUUGCCAAAAGUCAUUGUGCAGACAAAAAAAUGGAUUGAGGAAGCAAACAUUAUAGGUGAGAAUAUGUUUGGAAAUUAAUAGAUUAGACUAAUAUUGGCCAUGGAUUUUCAGAAAAAUUCUAAAGAUUAAAAGUAUGAAAAUAUUGGUUUAAAAAGUAUAGAGCAGAUUUGUGAGUUUCUGGCUCAUUCCUAAACAUGUUAAUUACUUUCAGUUUAAUACAGCAACAUUUUAAAUACUUUUUAUUUUGUUAUUUAUUCUAUCUAAUUUUUUUUUAAUGUUCUAUGUUUAAAGUGGUUACAUCAGUAGUAAAGUGUUUCUAGCAAGACAUUUUUAGAGGUGAACUUUUUUUAAUAUCCCUUGAAUUCAUGACCAGUUGAGAAUCUCAGUUUGUUAGUUUUGUGAUAUGUCAAGCCUUUGUUUUAUGGCGUUGGUUGUGUUUGUUCACUAUGUGGGAAAUGAAUGCAAAUAGUGAAUCUUACAGAAAGGAUCAUUCAUGAGUUGAGGGUGGUGUGGAAGUAGAGUAGGGUUGUUGAAACUGUUCAGUGAAGUAGCUUGCAUUUAUUGAACUGAUAUUGAUUAGCAUGGCUUAGUAUCACCGGUACAUUGUUUUGUUAUCUUAGAAAAUAAACAGCUUUUUCCAGUGUCCAGUGAAAUCAGAAUUUCUGAUGGAAUGUAAAUCAGAGUUUUAUUAUUACAGUAGAAAUGAUCUGCAAAACAAAUGCUGUUUCAAUGCCUGAACUUCCCAUCUACUAAAUUGACUUGACAAAACAUGCAUUCAAUUGAGGCACGCCAUAAGAAUUCCAAUGAAAGCAUAUUUCAGGGAAUUUUAUUUUGGUGCCUAUUAAAUAAGGCGUUGCAGCCAUACAUACCUACCUAGAUUACUAGAGUAUUAUCAGGGUGACGUUGAAUUUAAAAUUUAAUAUGAGUAACAAUUUCCCUUGUUCUUGUAUGUAAUAGAAGUCAAACAGUAAGAAUCAGAAAACCAUAUUGUUAAGCUUAUUAAAUUAUCAGUUUUGGAACCGAUAACUGGUUUUUUAUUUUUACUAGAAGAUAACCUAAUUUUUGUCAUUCUUUAAACCUUUGUCUUUUUGUUGUUUUUUAAAAUCAGAAUUUUCUUACUAUUAUUUAAUAAAUGAAAAAUCUUUUAAAACAAUAAACAAAAGCAUGUUUACAGUUGCAUGUCAGCUGAUGAGAUUUUUUGGGUGGAAGUCAUUUUCAAAAAAUAGAUGACCGUCUCUAAGAUUGAAAUCCAGGGUCCCUUUGAGUUGUCUGCUGUUCAGGUGUGUAGUCUGAUAAAUAAAGGUUAAAGUUGGUACCAAAAUUCGUUAACCGAAUGAAGCGGUUCUGUGAAUAAAUACACUAUCGAUUGCGACUUAAAAUCUUAUAAAAUAUCAUAUGUCAGUGUGAUUUUGCUGAGCGGAAAAUUUAAGAAUGCAUUCUAAGAACCGAUGAUGGAUUUAAAACCUGAUUCUUGAAACCGAUAAUUGGUUAGCUGAAAAAAACUUUAGAAUCCCUGUACAAAAAUCAUUUGCUCCAUGGAGGUUUUCCAUGUUUAUUUUAAAAUAAAGCAAUGAUAUAUUGACCUGGACUGCCUUCUUUCAGGACCUAUUGUGGGGCAUGUUGGUGAUGGAAAUUUCCAUGUGUUUUUCCCUAUGAUGCGAGGUGAUAAAGAGACGUAUGAGAAAGUCCAAGAUCUGCACUUCAAAAUGGGCUUGUGAGUAACUGAAGCUGGGACUUGGGCUGUUUGUUUGGUUAACUCUCAUAACAAUGAAUAAAAUUUCACACAAACAGGAUGAGACACAAAGAAGUAACAUGAACAUUUUAAAACAAGUCAUCAACCCAUCCAAUUUUAAUCUAGAAAUUUUCCGUUUUAGUAAAAUUUUCUUUUUAAUGGGGAGAAAUAUAUAGGACUAGUUACAGCCUGCCAAAAUAAACUCACUAUUACACCAUACAUACCAAGAGAAUUAUAUAUUUGUUCUCAUUAAUUUAUAUUAAGGGGAAGUUUCUUGUUGCGGAAAAAAGUGUCUCAUUCUGAAUGUUUUCUCCACAGCAUUAACAGAUCCAGUUUCUAUUGCACUGUAAGAUUUGCCUUGCCCUUCUUCUGUAUCGCCACAUUUUAUCAAGAGUUAAAUUUCAAUAUUUCAACACUAUGCUUACCUUUUGUUGUCAGCUCCCAUCCUUGGUCAUGCUGGUGAUGGCAAUUUUCAUGUGGUCUUACCUAUGACUAAUGAUCAAGUUCACAAUGACUUGAACAUGACAAUAGCUUAUCGUAUGGCUCAGUGAGUAGUUAACCAGUGUCACUGUCAAUGUCAAGAAUGAGAUCAAUUAUUGAAAACAAAAACUUUUAUUCCAAUCAAAACUAGCUUAUGGUAUGGCUCUGUGAGUAGUUUACUAGUACCACUGUCACUUUCAAGAAUGAGAUAGAUUAUUCAAUACAAAAACUUGUUUAAUGCUGCUGCCACUUGCAAGAAUGAGAUCGAUUAAAACAAAACUUACCUUCCAAUCAAAGUUCUAAAAUUUUAAACUGUGUCAUGGGUACUAUUUUCUAUAGCCUGUUUGUUAUCCUAGAGGAAAAAAAGUGAUUAUGACAUUAUAUAUAAUGUAAUGUCUGGAAUAAAUCUAAAGUUUAGAUAAGAUUUCUUAAUGGUGAUACAUGUAUAUAUUUUUUUCUUCCUUUUUAUUGUAAGUAGCAUUGUUGUACUGGUAUAUUUCUUUGCUAUUCUGAAAUUAAAGUUUCUGCAAGAAAUGCAACAAAAUGUAUUGUUUCACCCACAUAUUUUGGGGGUAAAGUUUGAUAUUUAAAAAAAAAAAAAUUUAAUUUAAAUUGGACUUGUUUUCAACCUCAGCACUAGAUAAUAGUUGAGGAAAAUGUAGGAAAAUAAUGUAAAAAAUUCUUCAACACUAAGCUACAGGGGAAAAAGUUCAAACAGAUUAAGUGAAGAAUAUUAAUGCCAAGCACUAUAUGGGCGAAUAAUUUUUUAAAAAAUUUACUGUCACAAGGUAUUCUGUUGUUUAACCAAAAUUGGCUAACAAAAGAAAAUUAAGUAACUUAACUGAAAUGACAUUUAUAUUUCUGUUAAAGUAAUGUUUAUAAAACAAAAAUGAAUUAAUCUAAUAUAUACCACGCAAUUCCUUUUUUCAAUUUUAAGACUCACUAUUAGAAUAAAAAUGGGAUUUAUUGCACAAUCUUUAUUUUUAGAUUCUGGAAUAUAUCAAAGGGUUGUGAUAUUCAAAUCUGACCUCUUAUUAUUUGACAGUUUGGCAAUGGAAAUGAAUGGCACCUGUACAGGUGAACACGGCAUUGGAAUGGGGAAACGAAAACUUCUAGAGAAGGAGCUUGGGCCAACAGGCAUUGAAGUCAUGAAGGAAGUGAAGAAAUGUUUUGAUCCCAAUGGUAUCAUGAAUCCUGGGAAGGUAUUUUUUUGAUAAGUAAUUUUGACAAAAUUACUUUGCCAUAAUACAGGUAAAUUAUAUGGACUCCAUGAUGUCAAAUACUUAACAAUUUCAAGCUUGAGUGACGUGUGAUGUGGCCUUAACAUGUCGUGGAGAGUUGGAGUUUUAUUUGUUUAUACUGCCUAGUAAUUCAGGAUUUAUGCUUUAAAUAUGAAUCACAGAAAUAGUUUGUGAUCAGCUUGAGAGUACACUUUGCAGCAAUAUAGAAUUAACAAUGUGAUAUGAUGUGGACAUAUUUGUAUCAGUUGUUUUUUUAAACAGUUUUACAUAAUGUUGUUUUUUUUAAAAAGUAUACAGUUUUGUUAUGACGACGAUGAGUAUACAUUCUUAUAAAAUAAGAGCUGGAUGUCUGUUGUUAGAUAUACAUUAGAUAAGAAAUGUUGUGGUCUGAAGUGCAAGUCAGGGGAGGUUUGUUUUCCAGCCCAGCACACUGUACAGUCACAAUUACCAUAAUAAUUUGUUUGAGGGGGUUUUCAUCAUAUAAAAAACUGAAUUUUCGGAGCACAUCUUUCGUGUGAUCAAGAUAAAAAUUUCUCAAUGAUUUUCUACAACGAAAUAUAUCUUACUUUCAGAAGAAAAAAAAUGUAAUGCUGACACUCUGGUAUUUUAUAAGUGAUCUGUGCAUAUGGAUGAUUCAGAUAAACUUGGUCAUACAUGUUUGUGAUUCUGACACAAGUUUAGCCCCAAUGGGCUGUAAAAAUGUGGGCAAUGUUGUCACCUGCACUAUGUUUUACUAGGGUUUAUACAUUCAAGAUGCCUUAUAGUUUUAAAGCUCUGCUUCAAUUUGAUAUGGACAAAAGGCUGUGAAAACUAUUAUAAAAUUGUUUACUUUAUUUAAUAAAAACAAUUGAGUUUUCUAAACUGAUUAGAUUAAAUGAAAGUAGAAAUAAAUGUUUUGACAGUUUCAGCUCUACCUCUGUUGUUUCAACUCAAAGCAGCUGGCCUUUGUUGAUCAUUAUAUUUUUAAUAAGUAUCGAGGAUAUUUUUUUUACAUAACUUAUCGGUUUCUUGUUAUUCUUCGCUCAAAAACAUUUAUCAAAUGAUACUGUGUUACUUUGUAUAAAUAUCUUUGUUUUAAGUGCUGCCAGUUUUGAACUUCUGAUCAAUUGCUGGCAUUUUCUCCAGUGAUAGCCUACUAUUAAAAGGUCAAAUAUUUGUAGGAAUGGUACUCAGUGUGAUUCUUUCUAUUUCACUGCCUGAUGUUCCACACUUUCUUGCAUAAGAAGAAAGGUGUUUUUUUUGCUUUUGAUAAUUCUAAGUUUCUUAUUCAACAUUAUGAAGUAGUUUGGUUUGAAAAACUACAAGUUACAUCAAUAUUUUUUUUUUAUUUUUCAGUGAUUUUUAUAAAAUUUAAAAUUAUUGUUUUUUAAUAUUCAAAUUUCUAUUAUUUAUUUAUUUUUAAAAAUUGUUUAUUUAUUAUUAAAUAUUUAUUGGAUUACGUGCUCAGGUUCAGGACAGGAAAAAACUAGAAGUUGCUAAUGACAUUAUGUUUAAAGUCAUCUUAAUUAUUAAUUUUUAAAUUUCAAUUAAAGAUUUAAGGGGAAAAAAUGAUGGUGAAGGCUUAUUUUAAUCAGCAUUACCUUUUUAAGCCACAGCAUUAUUAGGACAUAGCAACCUUGCCUUGUUAUUGCAGCUGUCACUUGCAUUUUAUGUGUAAUUAUGAAUAAUUAAGGCAGAGAUCAGUUCGUCAUGAAAUACUGUUGUAACAUUAUAUUUCUGAAAUGACAUCCAUUUUAUAGAGUGCACAUUUUCAAUUAAUUUUUUUACAUAAAUUGCAAAAAAUCCAAAGACAAUAAUAAUAAUGUCCAAUCAAAAUGUCGUUAAAAGUGUUAAAAAAUAAAUUUGUUCCUCUUAAAACUAAAUGUUAAGCAUAGUUAAAAUAGGUUGUGUGAUUUUUUUUAUUUAAAAAAAAAAUUAAACUGCUGAUGAAAAUUUGAUGCUUAGAUGUUACAUAUACUAAUUAUCCUGGAAUUUUGACAAUAAUUUAUAAAUACAAAUUAAUUACGUUUUGUUGGACUACUAAGCUCAGAGUGCUGUCAACUGCUGGUUAAUGUAGAAUUUGCAUUCCAAAAAUAAAAAUAUAAGUUCUGCUGAAAAAAUGGAAAAUUUAAAUCAAUAUUAAAUUUUUUAUAACCUCUAAGCCAGCGGUCUCGGGCUGUGAGUUGCGACCCUUUUCCAGGGGUCGUCUAAGACCAUUGGAAAAUUCAUAUGCUCUACAGUUAUGAAGUAGUAAUGAAAAUAAUUUUAUGUUUGGGGUCGCCACAACAUGAGUAACUGUAUUAAAGGGUCACAGCAUUAGCAAAGUUGAGAACCACUGCUCUAAGGGCUAAAUUUUUUUAAUUAGCUGUAUUUAAAUUAACCUUCUUAUUUUAUUCCAAAGUCUAUUUCCAAUUCACUACUGUUUUAUUUGUAUUUUUGUUGUUGUAAAGAAUUUGAACCAAAUUUGUUGAAAACUUAAAAGGUGUUAAGUGACAGGACUUAUUGACUUGUACAGGUUUAGAAUUACAUUUUUUUAAAAUUAAUUACCCCACAUUGAAUGCUUACCCAUAAAAUACAGGAUUGUUGUCUGAGUUGUUUGAAUGUUUGUGUUGUAUUUAUUCAGAUUAAAUCAAUUGACCAUUACCGCCGUAUAUGGUAUUAAAGAGGGCUUACUGCCAAUGUUGCUUUUCAUGAGGCUAAACUUCUCCAUGUACCAUCAACAAAUCCAUACAAUGAAUUUUUACCACAAUUUCUAAUAUACCAUAUAUUUUUUUCCAUAACAAUAGCUUUACAGAGGAAUUUUUAUUUGUUAUAUACUUAUUGCAAAAUUUUGACUAAAAAUGGCCUUGAUGUUGAUACCUAGAAUUAGUUUGACCUUUGAAUGCUCAAAGUAUUAGUGAGAUAUUAUUUAAUUUUAAUUGUACCAGGUUGUUUGUUUUGGUAAUUGAAUUAUUUACUCAGAUCAAUAUUAUCAGGGUGUGUUUUUUUUGUGUGACACCAUCUUAUACAUAGAGAAAUUUACAAUAGAUGUGCUGUUAAUUUUUGUUCUGUGAUAUAAACCACCAACAGCCAGACUGAAGCAUGGUAAAAACUGCCGAGAAUAACCAGUUGAUUUACUGUUACAUUGAGCAUAAUUUUUGUUGUUGAAAGAAUCGUUUAACUCAUAGAUCUUGUCAAACUUAAAUACUUAGAUCUUAGUGACUUUAAAACAUAGAUGUCUAAUUAUUUAAGGUUGAAUUUAAUGACUUAAACACACAUACUAUGAUAUUCUUUGUGACUUUUAUUAAUAAAUUAUGCCUUAUGAAUUUAGUACAUAGACCUUAUGAUGUAUGGACUCUGAUGGUGACAAAAGCUAAAAAUAUUAAUUAUUUAAUUGAAUAUAAAAUAAUCAAUUUUUGUUAUUUAUGUUUCCAUUAUUUUUCCAUUAUAUUUUUUUUUCUCUGAAAAUGCUUGCUUGGAAAUUUACAGGAUUACAAAAUAAUAAGUUUCAGAUACAGUACAUCAACAUUGUAAAUUAACAAUACAUUUUAUAAGUUAUAGUAAUCAAUAUUUAUUUUCCUCCAUAUAGAAAUACCUUUGUUACUUGUCUAGUUGAAAAAAAAAUGUAUGUUGAUUUUUAUUAAAGGAACUGUUGAUAAAGCUAUGACACAUAUCAUUUAUUGGGUUGCAUGUUUCCUACUAUGAUUUCACGUGAUAUAACAAACAAGAAAGCUGGCAAUAAAAUUAAAUACCAGAAAAUCCA